Messenger RNA from Gastrolobium bilobum, 1914 nucleotides. Its product is annotated as auxin response factor 2A-like. The record is from RefSeq and is a predicted model, not a curated record. The transcript is spliced from 14 exons. Gene Ontology annotation, cellular component: nucleus. Gene Ontology annotation, molecular function: protein binding; DNA binding. The coding region runs from base 1 to 1914 and encodes 637 amino acids. Lineage: Eukaryota; Viridiplantae; Streptophyta; Magnoliopsida; Fabales; Fabaceae. Gene Ontology annotation, biological process: response to hormone; regulation of DNA-templated transcription.
AUGAAGAGGAAGAGAGACAUGGAUGGUGAAGCCAGCGACAGCGACCUUAACCAAGAUGUGAGAGAUGAUUUGUACACUGAAGUGUGGCAUGCAUGCUCCGGGCCAUCCGUUUAUGUUCCUCGCGCUGGGGAGAAGGUUUUCUAUUUCCCUCAAGGUCACUUAGAGCAGGUUGCUGUAUUUACUCAGCAUCUGCAAGAUGACCAUAUGGAAACUCCUGUUUAUGAUUUACCUUCUAAGAUCUUAUGCAGGGUUGGGUCUGUUAAGUUAAAGGCUGAAGCUCACACAGAUGAGGUGUUUGCUCAAGUCACUUUAGUUCCCGAACCACAGCAAGAUGAUCUUAGAUUGGAGCAAGAAGACACUUAUCAGAUACCUUACAGAACUAUAACAUACACCUUUAGUAAGAUACUAACUCCAUCAGACACAAGUACACAUGGUGGAUUCUCUAUUCCGAGGCGACAUGCUGAUGGAUGCUUCCCUCCUCUGGAUAUGACUCAUCAACCACCAACACAAGAGCUGGUUGCGAAAGACAUGCAUGGGUUUGAGUGGCGUUUUCGACAUAUAUAUCGUGGUCAGCCGAAACGACACUUGCUUACUAGUGGCUGGAGCAAAUUCGUGAAUGCAAAAAAGCUUGUUGCUGGAGAUGCAUGCAUUUUCGUUAGUGGGGAAAAUGGAGAACUUUUUAUUGGGAUUCGUAGAGCAAUUAAACAAUACAACAGUGCAUCCACAUAUCCAUCUCUGAUAUCGGGUCAAUGCAUGAAACUUGGAAUAUUGACUAGUGCUUCCCAUGCUAUUGCCAGAGGAUCCAUGUUCAGUGUCUAUUACCGCCCUUGGACCAAUCCCUUUGAAUUUAUUAUUCCUCUGAAAAGCUACAUGAAGUCAACUGAAACGGACUAUUCAAUUGGAAUGAGAGUUCAAAUGCGGUUUAAAGUUGAAGAAUCUCCAAGAAGAUAUGCAGGUACAAUAAUUGGUGUUGAAGAUAUCGAUAGUAUCAGGUGGCCUGGUUCAGAAUGGAGACGUCUCAAGGUGCAAUGGGAUGUCAUACUAGAUAGGUAUAUGCAUCCUGAAAGGGUUUGUCCUUGGUGGAUUGAACCAUUGAAAUCUGCCAAGAAGAAGUACAUUCCUAUUUCCCCCCUAUCAAAAAAGGCAUGUGUAUUUAACCCGUCAUUGCCUGGAUUAAGUGGCUUGCCCAAGGAUGACGAAGUUCAAAAUUCAGCCAAUCCUGCAUCUCAGAAAAUGGAUUGGGACUUACAAAGUCAAGAUUACAAUACAAAUCAGCUACCUUUUCUUAUGCUAGACCCUCUUCACCAAUCUCUUGGCUACCCAUUGUCAUCUCCACAUGAAGACUUAUCAACUUCGAGUUCAAAUGUGAACUCCACUGGUUCUGAAUCCCAGGGAUGGCCUUCUUCUCAUUCUAAAGAUGAAAAUGAUGUUCCUUUUGGCCAACCUGGCAGUUGUAGUAGAUACAAGCUUUUUGGGGUUAGCUUAACUGAUAACCAACCAAAGCUCCCUUCACAACAAUUUUCUGUUCUUAGCGAGAUUUCAAGUCUCCUUUCCAAUCCUCCAUUAUGUAUUACCUCUGGGAAAACAUGCAAGAAGUGUCGCUCUGUUAAUAGGAGUUGCACAAAGGUGCUUAAGCUGGGAAGUGCUCUUGGAAGAGCGAUUAACCUCUCUCAUUUUCCUGGAUAUAAUGAACUCAUUUCUGAACUUGACUGCAUGUUUGAUUUUGGAGGAAGCUUAAUCAAUGGAAGCAGUGGAUGGCAUGUGACCCACAUAGAUGCUGAUGGAGAUAUAACGCUGUUAGGGGAUUAUCCAUGGCAGGAUUUCCAGUUCAUGGUGCAAAAGAUGAUCAUAUGUCCAAAGGAUGGUAUUAACAACCUCGAUCCAAGCUCCUCAGCAGAUCCUACAAGCCUUUAG